Trichobilharzia regenti is the source of this 1209-nucleotide messenger RNA. The record is from the annotation of a GenBank genome assembly. NCBI's taxonomy places the organism in Eukaryota, Metazoa, Platyhelminthes, Trematoda, Strigeidida, Schistosomatidae.
AUGCAAUCAUUGAUGACGCGUAGGCCUCAGAGAGGUGGUUAUCGAGAAAGCUCCAUGAUGUCUAGUAAUGCAUAUAGACCUAGUGAGUGUAACAGGAUUCGUAGUACAUCCUCAACAGAUAAGUUACAAGAUGCAAGACAAACACGGUUUUGUUUUACACGUGUGCAAGAGGUGCAUACAGAAGUGAACUGUGAACCGGUGAGCAAGUUCAGUGAUAAGCUAAAUGUAAACUCCAGGUCUGACUCCGAAUUGUGUGACGAUAACGGUGCGGUGAAGAAGUCUGUAGUUGCAACUGGUGAGCCGUUGUUGAAUAGAGUGUCACAGAAUAGAGUUGCUGCUUCAGAGUGCAGUUCUGACCCUACAAGUUUACAGGGUAUUACUAGUCAGAGUGAAGUUAUAAAACCUUUUAUGAUUUGCGAGGAGGAACCAAAAUUGUCUACUUCUGUUAUUAAAGAGUUUGAAAAUGAUGAAGUUGACGGUAAAGUGAAUAUUUGUGAUAAUGACCAUGAUAGUGCAGAUUUGUCUUUGGUUGAUCAUGAUAAGAUGAGGGAUAUGCCUACUACUGCUAAGUUAAAUAAAGGUUCUGUGCAACUACAACGUGAAGUAGAAUUGAACGCAGAUGCAGUUCCAGAAGGUGUGCAUACUUGUGAGACAGUCAGUGUAAUUGAUCAGCGUGUAGCCCACCUAUCAUCAGAUGAUAGUGCUAAACCCGAAUUAGUAGUGAAAGACAGCAGUGGUGGUAGUCUUGCAGUUGGACAACUAUCUGAAAGCCGAAAAAGAACAGCUUCUGAUCCACCACUAAGUUCAUCACCUUGUGUCACUCAGUCAUCGUUGGUGCUGUCAUCCACAAUGAAACAGACACCCAUCAACUCAAGUAUCUUGUGCAAUGACUAUGGUAGUAUCAGUUCGUUUGAAAGGACGAAUAUCAAUGGUCAGUUUAGUGAGAAUAAGCCAAGUGUAAACGAGAGAGUAAUUGUUAAAUUGACUUGCACGAAUAAAGGCAUUUCUAGUUUCAAGUUACUAUUUGAAUGCUAUUAUCUUUGGUGUAAAUUACUCUGUGCCUACGCUUGGUUGAUGAGAUAUGUCGUGUGUUUGUUCGUCAUCUAUAUUCUACGAUACAAUGAUAUGAGCGUGUUGCCGUUCAGAUUUGAGGAUAUAGCUGAUAGAAGGAAGUCAGCAAAUGAACUCUGCGACGAUUUUCCAACCUAG